AUGUCCGAAUCAUGCGGAUUACCAAAUGUCGAUAUUUUCGAUCCGGUUCAGUGUUCUAAGCGCUGGAGUCAAUGCGCUACUCAGCAGCAGAUUAAUGUUUACCUGAAUAGCGAAAUUGUAAGAACGCAAGAAUGUUUGCAGUUAUUUAAAACCGCUCAGGCUGGCGUUAACGAAAUUCUCGACGGCAAGAUCAAGAACCAUGAAACGCGUAUUGCGGCGCUGGAAAGUGCGGAGGCGCAAUUAAAAUCGGCUCAGGAUUCGUUGGUUAAACAGUUCGCCGAAAUUCAGGCGGGUAAUACUGCGUACCAGACCAGUGUAGAUAAUACGCUGAAACUGUAUCAGGCGAGUAUUAACGCGCUUACCAAUACGACCAAUACGUUAACCUCUGAACAACAGAAGAUGUGGAAUGAGAUUAACGCGCUGAAAGGUUCUAUUGACCCUGCGAAAAUCGAGCAAGCGUUGGCGGGUUAUGAUGCGAUUAUGUCGCAGACCAAAGCCCUGAUCGAACAAAACAACACGGCGUUGCAAGUUCAGUUUAAACAACUGGAAACCAAAUUCGCUACCCUUCAAUCUGAUACUUUGGGAGCUAUUGCCGAUAAUGAAUCAGCGACAGCGAAACGUUUUAAUGACUUUGCUCGAACUGUUAAUGCAGAUAUUGAAGCGCAAAACACGCGACUGAAUACCUUUAUUAACUCCACCAACUCAGCGAUCGCUAAAUUGCAGUCUGACAUUGCAAGUGAUAAGGCGAAUGUUGAUGCGGCGCUGGAAGGUUUUAGCGCGGCUCUGGCAAAACUGGCAGAAGAUUAUAAAGCUGCCGAUUGCAAAAUUGAGCAGCGUAUUGCCGCCGAGGAGCAAGCGCGUAAAGAUGGUGAUUCUCGUCUGGAAGGUAUUAUUAAAACCAACGAGAAAGAAUCCACCACUGCAAUUAAAGAAUUGCAGGACUCCGUCAAAUCAGAUCUGAAUACUUUCGAGCAGAAUGUUGAUAAUAAACUGCUACAGAUUAAUAACGAUAUUCGUGAUCGUACUGAUAAACAGAUCGACGGGCUGGAUGAAAAACUCUCUGCGAAAAUUACGGCGCUGGAAAUUACCGAAGCUGCCGACAAUAAAACUACGAACGCGCGUAUUGAUGCGUUGCAGAAAGAAGUCGGUGACGGUGUUAAUGACCGUAUCGCUAGCGCUGCGGCUGAUCUCAACCAGCGUAUUACUAAGGUUGAGAGUGACGCUCAAACUGCAAAUGCUGAACUGGAAACGAAGCUCCAGAAAGCUAUUGCAGAAGGUGACGCGAAGCAAGGCCAAGACCUGACCGAACUCAAAGCGCUGGUAGAAACUCAGGGCGAGCUAAUCACCGCUAGCCGUGACGAGGCUACUCUGGCCUGGGAGAAGGAAGUUAAAGACCGCAUCGCGGGUGAUGAGUUCCUCCAGAAACAAAUUGAUAGCUUGGGUAACGAUGUUACCGAAGCGGUCAAGAAAGGUGAGGAAGAUAUCGCCGCCGCCAUUAAAGAGGCUAGCGAGUCUCUCGACGGGCGUAUCACUGCGGUUGAGGAUGCUGUUAAGUCCGUUCAGGAGAGCGACGCUAAACAGUGGACUACCAUUAACAACACUGUAGAGAGUCAGAACCAGCUCCGUGAGCAGGUUGACAAAAUGCAGGAGGUUGUUGACAAGGUAGAUACAGCCGCCGUGGACAAUCUUACUGAACGCGAAGUCACCGCGCUGAAAGAGCAGGUUGACGGUCUUGAUGUGUCUGAGGACGUUGACAGCCUUAAAGAAACGGUUGCGCUUCACACCUUGCAGAUUGAAGCGGCGCAGGACGCGGUUAAAUCUCAGGGCGAACGUCUGGAAGUUGUUGAGAAGCAGAUCCCCACACUGGAAGGGCGUGUAGAUAAGCUGGAAGAUGCAGCGAAAGACGACUCUCUCACCAAGCGCGUAGCGGCUAAUGAGAUCUCCGACCUCAUCACCAAAGAGGACGCUGUAGAGGUUCGCGUUAAAGCUCUGGAAGAUGCAGACGGUGAAGGGUACGACGACACUGAACUGCGGGCGCAGGUCGAGAGCGCUAAAAGCGUGGGAAAUGCUAACGCCGAGUCAAUCGCAGAUCUGCAACCUGCCGUUUCAAAACUGGAGGCUGACGUUGCUAAGAUUACUCCAGACGUUACCAAAGCGGCGGUUGUGUCGUCUGGUGGUGCUGGCCCUCAGUUCACCGACUCAAGCGGUCAACGUGUCGGCUGUAGCUUUGACGGCUCUCAUGUUACGUUUACACAUUCUGACCUUCACCACAAGUGUGUACUGGUAGAGGGUGGCGGUUCUAUCUCCAAAGCCGUUUCUCAGAACAGCAAACUCACUAUGUACGGUUGCUGUAAAGCUACGUGGUUGCCAAUCAAAGAAGGUUACAACACCUACGAGGCAACUAUUUAUGUAGAGAAUAAAAUUAUGUAUAUCUCAAUGACCGAGAAGAAAACAUCGUUUUAA
This is a messenger RNA of Bactrocera tryoni, 2463 nucleotides long. RefSeq names its product extracellular matrix-binding protein ebh-like. NCBI's taxonomy places the organism in Eukaryota, Metazoa, Arthropoda, Insecta, Diptera, Tephritidae. The record is from RefSeq and is a predicted model, not a curated record. The transcript has 2 exons. Bases 1 to 2463 code for a protein of 820 amino acids.